Molecule: messenger RNA, 4119 nt
Organism: Colletotrichum lupini
Lineage: Eukaryota; Fungi; Ascomycota; Sordariomycetes; Glomerellales; Glomerellaceae
Exons: 18
Coding region: 1-4119 (1372 amino acids)
Molecular function (GO): phosphatidylcholine lysophospholipase A1 activity
Source: RefSeq, a predicted model, not a curated record
AUGGUAGCCCACCCAGCAAGAAUUGCCCUUUGCGGCUAUUCUUUAGCUACUGCUGUGAUAGCGGCAGCUCUUUACCUAACCCCCCUCGAAUAUCGGGAUCUGACCGUUGCUGAGGCUGAAAAUCAUUUCUACGAUGCUCUAGCAACGAGUGAGUACGACAUGUCCCUAUUUGACGGCAAUAUUACCGAUUUCUCAACCAGACUUGUUGGCUGGAACGGAUAUCUUCUGAAAUUUGGCUACAAUCCAGCCUGGAUACGUGUUCGAUCCGUUUGCGUGGCGCCUUCAUUGGCGUACACAACCAAUUAUGAUCCUAUGUACGGGAUUGCACGAAUCAACUUCUGUCCUCGUUACUUCGCCCAAGGUGAUUUAAGCGAUGUGAUCAAGAACGGAAACGACAAGAGCCUUGGGCCUCUGUGGUACGCGAAUCUCGAUAACUACCUACCCAACAAAGCCAGGACAUGGAUCCAUGAGCUUUUACACAUUGACUGGGUGUCCAAAGCCAACCAGUACGGCUCCAAUACCCACGUUACAGACCUCAAGAUGUGGGUACCAAAGGAAGGGGAGUCUCCACCUGCCUACCAGCUUCUGCAGAUCUACAGCCCGAAGAUGGCAAAGACUCUUGCGAGAUACAAAUACAACACAGGCCAUUGGAUCGCCCAGAGCUGCGAGAAUCUGACGUUGUAUGCCAUGGCAAGAUAUGUGCAAAAGGCGCUAGGAAAUGUUUAUCCUCACCUACCUCUCGCCCCUGAACCCCCCUCGAGCCCACCCACGGAAGGAGUCGAACCCGCGUUUACAGUUGGUGAUCUUUUUACCAUGCAUUCCGACGGAACGGUCACCAUCAUUAAUUCCACCGCUGUGGGUGAUCUGACAUGGGACCCCCAGUGUCCCUCUGGCGAGGAGAUAGAAGCGGGUGCUGAUGCCGAAGAGCUCUUCCUCGGAGCUGAUGUCGUAACUGAGGCCGAUUUGCCGCAGGAGUACUUGAAAAAAUACAGAACCUGGGCUGGUACAGAAAUUGGUGACAAGUUGACCUUCAAAGGUGUAGCUCCAGGUCAGGCGGUCAAGCCAGGGACCAAGCUACGCAUUCUCGGCGUGGGAGACUCCAUCACUGUUGGAUUCCUCAGCGAGAGGGAUGGAGGCGACGGUAACGGCUACAGACUAAAGCUGCAACAAGACUUGUCAAAGGAUGAAGUUGUCUCCGUGGGGACUGAGUCUGCUGGAGGCACGAUGUCUGGUGGAUAUUUUGCUGCAUGGUCAGGCCAGACGAUCCAGUACAUCUCGGAACACGUUAGCAGCUCAUUAGAGCAACGGCCGAAUAUUAUCCUUGUGCACGCCAGCACAAACGACAUGAAUCCUAACCUUAAUAUUGCUAAGCAAGGCAAUGAUCCGAGCAGAGCGGCUAGUCGGCUUGGCAAGCUUAUCGAUCAGAUUGUGGACGCUUGCCCGGACGCCGUCGUCCUUGUGGCUAUGAUCAUCAGUACUUGUGAAGAAGCCCAGCAGGUGAAUACAGCUCAGUACCAGGCUCUCAUUCCGGGCAUCGUGCAGUCUCGUCGAGCCAUUGGCAAGCACGUUCUCGCGGUCGAUUUCACUACUUUCCCUACAGGAUCUCUUCGGGACUGCAUUCACCCAACAAAUCAAGGCUACCCGGACUUUGGCGAUUACUGGUAUGACUUCAUCUCUCAGAUCCCUUCCGAUUGGAUCCGCCAACCUGUGGGCGACGACCCAGACCGACCGACACUACCCGGCAUCGAUGCGAACGGCGGCUUAGAUGGGGCUAUCCCGUCUCCGAGCUGGGGAAUCAACCCGAUCCAGGUGAGCUCGAGAAGCAGCGUUCGGACGGCUGCUCUUCUCGGUGGGAGCGGCGGGGAGCGCACUUGCAAGGGCGGGCCAGUGUGGCGAGCCACAGGCAUGAUCGCAUCCGGCUUUGGAAAAGCUGGCGGCUGGCAAUAUCGCAAAAACUGGAUCGAAGCGGGCAAAGUCGCUGAUGGACUCAAAUUAGACUCCAAAUUCGAUCGACUGCAUGAUAUGAAUGGAGAUGGGAAAGCAGACUACAUAUGGCUCAAUCCUGAAAAUGGAGAGAUACGAUGUUGGAUCAACAACCUUCCCGCCCCGUGGUCUCCAGCAGGGACGAACAAUAGCAUCAUCGGCAGUGGUGCCGGUGUUGCAGAGUCUGUUUUCUUGGCGGAUAUGAACGGUGAUGGCCUCGAGGAUUACAUGAUCGUCAACCCGCAAAAUGGAGCAGUGAAGAUCUGGUGGAACUAUGGAGCAGACGAGUCCUGGGUCAAUGGAUGGAAGUUUAUUGACGGAGGUCAAAUAGCAUCUGGUGUUCCUCAUGCUAACUGGGCCACACUCCGAUUCCCGGACAUCAACAGCGAUGGUCGCGCGGACUACGUGUAUAUUGGAGCUGGCGGGUCUCUCUCCCAUUGGAUGAACACAGGGACUGCAGGAGGGCAAGAUGUGGUCUUCUAUUUUCAAGGGGGCAUUGCUACUGGUGGCACAUCUGAUAUCUCAAAUCUUGUGUUCGCCGACGUGGAUGGCGAUGGCCGCGACGACUACCUCAUUUGGGACGCCCAGGCAGGUCUCACAGGCUUUUUGAACCAGCCAACGAGAAGAGAAGGAGUGCCACUUUACGUCAAUCAGGGGCAGGCGAAAACGAUUGCAGAUGGUAUCACGCAAGAUCCGAAGAACAUUAGACUGGCUGACAUGGAUGGAGACGGCAAAGAUGACUACGCAUACAUUGACGACAACGGGGCUAUCUGGCUGUGGUAUAAUCAGGGUGAUGCCGACACAUCCAUGGUCAUCGAUGGCAUUCGAUUUGCCGAUAUUGACGGCGAUGGGAUUGAAGACUAUGUUUGGCUUCAUCCAGACACCGGGGCACCGACCGUUUUCUUGAAUAAGGGUCCCAAUGAUGAUGAUGCUCUGGGGUGGUUAUGGAGUCCAGUCAACAAUGGAAAUCCAAUCGCGUCAGGAGCUGGUCCAGGAAACACUGUUCACUUUGGAGACAUUAAUGGGCAAGUUUUUGAUGGAAAAGACGAUUAUUUGGUCCUUGACCCGAAAACAGGAGAACUACACGCGUAUUUGAACAAGGGGCCCGAUGAAUCCAAGGCAGAGAAGUGGCUUUGGGACCCUGUCGGAUCGAUCGCCACCGGCCUGGGACCCGGCGCGAAUGUGCGCUUCGCUGAUAUCGAUGGCGACGGCUAUGAUGACUACAUAUUUCUCAAGUCGAAUGGUGGAAUAACAAUUUACAGAAACGUCUGGGAAACUAACAAGCCGCCAUCAAGUUGGAGACCACUGCCGGAGGCUGACGCUUCAAGCAUUGGGCAGAGACCUGAAGAAAUUGACUUUGUUGACAUUAAUGGAUCAUUCACUAACAUGAAGAAUUUUAGUGAUGGAAAGGCCGACUAUGUCUGGACACGUGCUCGCGAUGGCGCCGCUAGUGUCUGGCUCAACAAUUAUCCCAAUCAGCCGACCUGGCUCGAACAGCCUGAGAUCGCCGGCGGCGUCGGGGUGUCUGGAAGUGAUGUGAGGUACGCCAUCCUUCAGAACACAGGUCGGGCCAGCUACGUCGCCGUCGACCGCACAAAUGGCGCUAUUGCCGCCUGGCUGAACAGUUGUACCCAGCUCGGCGACCAUCCCCGUCCAAACGUCGUCUUCAUUGGCGUCAGGGAGACGUUCACUGAGUCGGUUUUGGCUCGUUCUUGGAUCAUUUACGAGUCCGCAACAGGGAGCACUAUUGAUAUCUGUGAUGAUGAGCCCAAGGGUGCCUUCGCGGCGGCCACCACUUCAUCGAACCCAAAAUUCCCCACGAAUCUCGGCGAGUUUGAUGUUCAUGGUGUCGAAGGAUGUGUGUACUCUGGUUCCCAGGAUGAGCCAGGUAAGAUGCAGUGCCCGGACGUUAGCGGCAUUCGAUGCCGCCAGGAUUCUCAGUAUGACGAGGCAUUUAUCUUGAAUGACAUCCUUCUUCUGACCUUGGCUCUAAUAUUCGGCCUGGGAGACCCAGUCUACACUCUAUGGUUGCUUUAUAUCGUUUCUUCCAGCAUCUGCGACCUAAUGAGAGGCUGCAACGUGCAUCGCAAAGUGAUUAUUGGAAUGAUUCAUGCUACGCCGAUUGAAGAAAUCUGA